CUGCUUGGGUUUUUACAUAUUUUAGAGGGGAAAUUUGAAUCAUGCUCUCUCUUAAGAAAAGAAAUGCCUAUCAAAUUACCAGAAAAGUAAACAUUGAAAUUUCUGAAAAACAAAAAUUCGACAUCAAUCUGAAAACUUUAAAUUCCCAAGUAAAAAGCAAAAAAGCAAAAAUUGUCUCCUAUUCUCCAAACAGCGUUGGAAUUUGUAAAUGUCAUUCGGCGACAGUCAGACACAUGUGAGUCUAUCAAACGAAACGUCAAGUAUCGCGCUCAAUAUUUUCGCAAACAUUACCGUCGACAGCCAAACCGUGCAGCACGCGCGGUUUUACUUCGUUGUCUUUGAAUCGCUGAAUUUCCAUUGGAGUUUCAUUUUUAAACACUUUAUUCAACUAGAGCAACAUAAAAGAGUCCGUGCAGUGAUUAGAUUCAAUAAAAGUGACGAAAAAAAGAUGGCAUUGGCAUUUCAAAGCGGUGAGUCUGUAAAACAGGCAUUGUUUGAAGAGCUACAGAACAUUUUGAGCGCUGACAAAGAUAUUCGUACGAGCGCCGAAGGAAGAAUUCACCAGCUUGAAUUCACUGAAGGUUAUGGCGUAUUUUUGGCUGAGUUUACGAUGAACCAAAGCUUUGACUUGGCUCUGCGGCAAUUGGCUAGUGUGAUGCUGAAAAAAUACGUGGAGGAUCAUUGGGCAAAUGAUGAAAAUGUCGAUCACAUAAAAACCGUUGUGGCUACGAAUCAAGCGAAGGAAAUGAUUCGCAAAAUCCUACCAAAUGGUUUGUACGAUCCAAAUAGCAAGAUCCGUGCAUCGGUAGCGUACACAAUCUCAACGAUAGCCUCAAUUGAUUGGCCACACACAUGGACCGAUCUGUUUGAUAUUAUCGUAAAGUGUCUUGGCGGUAAUGAGGAUUCCAUCCAUGGUGCCAUGCAAGUGCUGGUCGAAUUCUCUUAUCAUCUGGAUAGUCAAGUUGCCGUCGUUGGCCCGGUGAUUUUGAACGAAAUUUAUCGCAUCUUUGAAGCCGAACAGAUGUACAGUGUGAGCACACGAACAUGUGCCGUGACCAUAUUCAAAUCUCUACUGAAAGCAAUCAACCAGAACAUGCCAAACAAAGAGGAAAAAGCAAAAUUGUUGAAUCCUGUGUUGCCAAUAUUUAUAAAUAAGCUGAUCAGCGCACUGGGCACUCCAACGGGACAGCACACUAGUUUUGCACUCAAAACGGAAAUUAUUAAAGUUCUAACGUACAUGGUGAACGAAAUGUCGAAGUUCAUUCAAACAUAUAACGACCAAAUCCUUCCACCUGUUUGGCAAUUGCUAACCCAAACGGCUGAGAUCUACGUAAAGGCUGUGGUCAACGAAACUGACUCUGAGAAUGGCCAAGAAGAUGAUGAGUUGAACAAUUUCAUUACAUUGGUGUUGCAACUGUUUGAAUUCAUACAUUCGAUUGUCGAGCAACAUCGUUUUCAAUCGAUUGUGAAAACAGUGCUUACCGAUUUGGUUUACAUAUCCAUUGUAUACAUGCAAAUUAGCGAAGAGCAGGUGGCCGCAUGGAGUGAUGAUGCUGAGCUGUAUGUGGAUGACAUGAGUGCGGAAAUCGUUGAAUGUUCGAUUCGUGUUUCGAGCAAAGAUGUUUUGGUGAAUAUUGGUGAUGAAUUCGGGGCCGAAGUGUUGCUGCCAUCGAUUUCGGAUGCUCUCACUCGUCAUGUUCAAGUCGCUGAAGCGGAAAAAAAUGCAAAUAACCCACAUUGGUGGAAGAUUAUUGAGGCAUCUGUCACAGCUGUGGGCUUCCUGAAGAAGUACAUUGUUGAAACGCCCGAAGCAAAGCGAAAGAGUUUCAAUUUACGCGAAUAUUUGGCAUACACAAAGACCAUGCUUGGCCAAGGCGGAAAUGGUAGCGGUUAUCAAGGUGAUGUCUCACCAUUUUUGCACGGCAGAUGCUUGUGGGUUCUAAGCAAAUAUGCCGAUGUUUACGAUCGAGCCAAUUUGCAAGCAAUACUCGACUGUAUGACCAACAAUUUGAACGGAGCCAAACCGAUGUUGGUUCAAAUCAGUGCAUUGAGAGCAUUAUUUGAGCUUUGCACAGACUUGAAAACGGCAUCAGACGAACAGAGAAGCAUGAUCAUCGAAAAGUUACCCAGUUUUUUGAAUUUCAUCACUGACAUCGCCACACGAGCCAAAGGUAGCAUUCUCAUCGAUGUGUUGUCUACUAUUUCGGCAGUUGCAGCAUUUGACAAAAACUUCACGGCCAACAACCACUCGAAGAUGAUUUCAUUCACAAUUGCCAUGUUUUUGAAGAGCUUCGAAGAUCCAUUCGUUUUGCAGGAGGUGCAGGAAAUUAUUUGCGUUUUGGCCGAGAACGAGUUUUGCAUUGUGGCACUUCAGGAACGUUUGGUGCCCACUUUGGUGAGCAUUUUGAACUUGGAAAAUAAUGCUGAUUUGGUAAAGAAAAACUGCAUGCAAGACACGGCCAUUGACAUUCUUUCUUCAGUUGUGCAACAUUCACCGGCUCCAUUGAGCCCAGUUUUGGUGAAUACAGCAUUCCCAGCAACGGUCAAGUGCAUUCUGAGCACUGACGACAAUGCGAUCAUGCAAAGCGGCGGUGAAUGUUUGCGCACAUUCAUCAGCGUUGCUCCCGAACAAAUUUGCUCGUAUAACAAUGGCGAAGGUCUCAACUACAUCAUGCAAGUGGCCACCAUGCUGCUGAAUCCGAUGUCAAAUGAAUACACGGCCACAUUUGUCGGCCGGUUGAUUAUCACGAUCGUAACAAAAGCGGGCAAUUUCCUUGGUGAAAACAUUCAGUUGCUACUGAAGGCUGUGAUUAGUAAACUGCAAUUGGUCGAAGCGUUGAAUGUCGUUAUGAGUCUGGUAAUGACAUUUGCUCAUUUGAUCAUAACCCAAAUGGAUGCUGUGCUGAAUUUCUUGAGCACCGUCCCAGGACCGACCGGCGUCGAACCAGCUAUUCAGUUUGUAUUGUCAAAUUGGCUUCCACGACAACCAAUGUUCUACGGUACAUACGAGCGCAAAGUAAGCACAAUGGCACUUUGUAAACUGUUCGAGCACGGUGUUACAACGAACGAUGUCCGUUUGGUAUCGGUUAACAUUCGUGAUAUGGUUGAAAUAAAUGUGCCAAAUACUGGACGUAUCCGAACGCGCCAACAAACAAAUAACGUUCAACAACAAUGGGUCAACGUUCCUGUCAUGGUGAAAAUUUUCAAGCUGUUGAUCAACGAAAUGAACCAUUUGAAUGAAACUAUCUUGUUUGGCGAUGAAAGCGAUUGCACCGAAGACGAUAAUGAAUUGACAGAUGAAACCGGUGCAAAUCAUCAGCAAAAUGGCGGCGGUGCCAUUGGCGGUGGCGGCGGCUCACCACAAAAAGUAUUUCACACAUCAGACCUUUGGUACGAUGAUGAGGAGGAUGAUGAAGACGAUCAAUUGCUCAAGGAAUUGGAACAAGAUCCAAUCUUUCAGACCAGCCUAAAAGAAACACUUACGAAAUUCUUACAAAACUUUGCCACCACCGACAACUUCGCCGAAUACGCACAACAUCUGAAUGAGGACGAAAAAAACAUUUUGCGACGAAUUCAAGUGAAUUUAAAUGAGUAAUGUAAAGAAAAACUACGCUUUGGAAUUAUUUUUCUGAGAACAAAAGAAGAAACGAUUUGGAAAUUAAUUAUUAUCGAUAUGACUUCAAUUGCUAUUCAUAUGUAAUAAUAAAAAAUCUAAUUUUGUCUAACAA
This is a messenger RNA of Sitodiplosis mosellana (orange wheat blossom midge), 3728 nucleotides long. RefSeq names its product importin-9 (gene Ipo9). Bases 209 to 3595 code for a protein of 1128 amino acids. The record is from RefSeq and is a predicted model, not a curated record. Gene Ontology annotation, molecular function: small GTPase binding. Gene Ontology annotation, cellular component: nuclear envelope; cytosol. The transcript is spliced from 9 exons. Lineage: Eukaryota; Metazoa; Arthropoda; Insecta; Diptera; Cecidomyiidae. Gene Ontology annotation, biological process: protein import into nucleus.